Messenger RNA from Amaranthus tricolor (Joseph's coat), 1982 nucleotides. Its product is annotated as aluminum-activated malate transporter 2-like. The transcript has 6 exons. The coding region runs from base 124 to 1491 and encodes 455 amino acids. The record is from RefSeq and is a predicted model, not a curated record. Lineage: Eukaryota; Viridiplantae; Streptophyta; Magnoliopsida; Caryophyllales; Amaranthaceae. Gene Ontology annotation, cellular component: plant-type vacuole membrane. Gene Ontology annotation, biological process: malate transport.
GAGAUGAAUUGCAUUGUAACAGUAUUGGAUAGCGAUCAAGUGGGCACUUAGAGCUAGCUGAUUGCUGAGUAUAUAUCUCUAUCAAUUUUUAAUCGUUGUAACAUUGAUUCUCAGCUCUUUAAAAUGGCAAAGAUUGUUGAAAAUGUGGUAAAGAGUAUUUCAAAGGUAGCUGAAGAUGAUCCAAGGAGAGUGAUUCAUUCUAUGAAAGUAGGAUUAGCAGUAACCUUAGUCUCACUCCUCUACUUCUUUCAACCCCUUUUCCAUGAUUUUGGUACCUCUACUUUGUGGGCUGUCCUCACCGUUGUCGUCGUUUUCGAGUAUUCUGUAGGCGCGACAUUGGGAAAAGGCUUGAAUCGGGUAAUGGCAACAUUAUUAGGCGGAAUAUUAGCAGUUGGGUUGCAUGGAUUGGCAACUCAAUGUGGCCAUAUUGCUGAACCUCUUCUUAUUAGUAUCUUUGUUUUUCUACAAGCUGCAUUAUCAACAUUUGCAAGAUUUUCUCCAAAGAUAAAGGCGAGAUAUGAUUAUGGAUUCCUAAUAUUCAUAUUGACCUUUGCAUUCAUCUCAGUCUCUGGCUUUCGAUUACAAGAGAUUAUAGAUUUGGCUCGGAAUAGAUGGGCAACAAUUGUGAUUGGAGUUUUUAGUUCUCUCCUUAUUUCUAUUUUUGUUUUCCCUGUUUGGGCUGGUGAAGAUCUUCAUAAUCUCAUUGCCAACAAUAUAGAUAAACUUGCCAGUUCCUUAGAAGGAUAUGGAAAUUCUUACUUCAAAAUACAAGAAAAUGCUAACGCUCAAGAUAAUGAAGCUUCAAUGCUUCAAACUUUCAAGACUGUGCUAAACACCAAGAACACAGAAGAUAUCUUGGCUAAUUUUGCGAGAUGGGAGCCGAGUCAUGGAGCUUUUAGGUUCAAACAUCCGUGGAAACAAUACCUAAAUCUAGGUGCCCUUACUAGAGAAUGUGCAUUUAGGAUCGAUACUCUUGACAAACAACUUAAUACAAAUUUUAAGAAAAUAUUGAAAUUUGAUGAUGGGAUUAAAGAGGAAUGUAAUAAAAUUACAUUGGAGGCAAGCAAAACCUUAAAAGAGCUAUCAACUACCCUGAAAAAUACCUCACAGUCCGCUCCAUGCAUAGCUCAUCAGGUUGCAGAAUCCAAAGAUAAAAUAAAAUGUUUAAAGGAAGUAAUUUUGAAAUCAAUGGCCAAUUUGUCAGCAGACUAUGAGAAGCUCCAGGUGGUCAUUACAGAAAUCACAAUUGCAACAAUAUUGAAUGACAUUCUAAAUUAUGUUGAAAAAAUGGUAGAUUGCAAUAGAGAGCUGGCUUUAUUAGCAAAUUUCAAACAAGACAAAGAGUACAACUCACCUGAUUCUGAAUCAAAAAAUGAUAUUCCAGCAGUCGAAAAUUCGGGUUCUUUGAUUAGUACUGAGAAUCGAGACAAUAAUCUGAGUAAUGUCACUGUUGUUAAUAGCUCUCAAGUAGUAGCUAUAACGAUCGAGUAAGCAGAUGAUUAUUUGUCAUAAUUGUUCGGAAAUAGAAGCGUUAGCAACUUCAAUAAACAACUCCAAUCGAUGUCUAUGGUUAAGGUGUAUGCCACAGAAGAAGGAUCAUAAUCGUCUCAAUCAUUGGCGUGGUGUAAUGAUGUUGUUCAGUAUUGAUGUGUGUUGAGACAAAUUAAAAGAAGAAUAAAUGAGAAUGGCCGUGCAGUUGUAAUGUCAUAUACUCGAUUGAGCCACAGGCUACUCAUGCACGUGCAGUUGUAAUGUCUUUUUGAUUUGUUUUCUUUUGUAAAUUUUGCUUUUUCAAUCAUCAUUUACAUGUAAUGACGCCCUUGUUCAUUCAUCAAGUGAGGAGGACUUUUUUAGUGAGAGAGAAUCACAAAAUUAGAUUAUAAUGAGAGAAAAUAUAGAGAUUUUUACUUUCUGUAUUAAAAUCAUCAUAUUGUGACCUACUCCAUCAAACUGAGAGUGUCAUUAGAUAUAAUAAAUUACUC